AUGGUCACGGCCCACGUGAUGUUGGACCAGGCUCUGGCCGACACCAACCGAUCGCUCGACUAUGCCCCGAUUUUCGGCUUUCCGGCCCUGGACCUGACUGCGGGCUGCACGCCGGAGCUGGGUUUCCUCUAUUGGCAUGGGCUGUGGCCCAUUCCCCACGCUGGCACAGGUCUCAACUCAACGUUGGCCCACGUGAGCGAGCCCCGUCGGCACGAUGGUGCCAUUGUUUUCACCCAGCCGUUUGAUCGAAAUGGAGGCACCCUGCCUGCUUCCGCUGCCUACUCAAGCUUGGUGGUUGGUCCCUUGUCUCACCUCGCCACCACGGUUUUUGAGGUCGAUGCUGAGCAACGCCUCGAGUUUGGGCCCCCCAGCCAGAUCUCCAGUCUGGAUGCCAAUUGGACCUUUUCUACCCUCCUCGUUGCUGGUGCGGGCACCACUGCAGCCGUGCAUGCUUAUGGCGCAGCCCUCAAGGCUUGGCAUGGAAUGGUCGGCGGCGCAAAUGCCGCACGGCUCUCCGAUCCCGCCCUGACCCACGUCGGGUUCUGGACGGACAACGGUGCCGGCGACUUUUGGAACGAAGACGGAAUCAAGGUGUUGCCGCUACCAGAGACGGAGAUCCCGCGGGCCGUGCAAAUCUUGCACGAACAAGGGCUGACUAUACCCUUUGUUCAGUUGGAUGGGCUUCGCCGCGUGGGCGUCUCCAAAUGGUUGUUGUACAAAGCGUUUUUCGCCCCCGACUAUGAUCUCUUUGCGCGGUACCCAAAGAUGCAGUCACCAGCUGGUCCCUGGUAUCCCCAACCGAGUGCAGCCCUCGACUUUUUCCGUGACUUUUUCGCUCAGGGCGUGGCCUUGGACAUGGCCUCCUUUGAGACCGAUUUCAUGUCCGAUCACCUACUACCUACGCCCCUGCUCUUCACCAGCGGUGACAGUCUAGAAACAUAUCUGGCCGGGCUUGGUCAGGCGGCCUUGGAUGCCGGGAUUCCCAUGCAAUGGUGCAUGCCCACGGCAGGCGUGGUGCUGGCGGCCGUGAACAAGCCGGCCGUGACCAAUGUGCGGGUGAGCGUCGACUAUGCCUGUGAGGGACCCUUGAAUUUGCCCGUCUCGUGGGCUCCCAAUUACAUGAUUGGCGUCGGGGGACUGCUGGCCGAGGCGGUGGGGGUGGUGCCCAGCAAGGACAUUUUUCGCACCCGCAGCCACGUGGAGCACGACUUGCCCGAGUGUGGGUCCGUGCAUGACCAACCCAACUUUGAGCUGGACGCCCUGCUUGCUGUCUGGUCCACGGGCCCGGUGGGUGUUGGGGAUGGAACCAAUUUGACCAACAUCACCCUGGCACAGCGCCUGGGUCGCAGUGACGGCGUCGUAUUACGGCCUGAUCGGCCCGCGACUGCCGUGGACGCCACCUUCGUGCCACCAGCACAGAGCCAAAAGACGCUGCAGCCCUUGGUUGGCUUUUUGCCACUCACCUCUGACGGCGAUUGCACCAGCGCGCGGCCUUGCUCGCCCAUCCUCUAUCAGACGCAUGCCAGCUUGCCGCUGAGUUUGGCAGCACCGGGGCGUUCUGGCCUCGACGCCAAUUACAGCAAUUGGCACUAUUUUGUGAGCAUUCACCUGGGCUCGUUUGCGCCGGCGCGAAGCGAGGUCUACCCGGUUAUGGAGCCCGCUCAGGCCUUUGUCUACUACGAGUUGCGCUGGCGGAUGUGCACGGCGGGCCAGAGUGUGGCGGCGCAGCCAGAUUGUUUGCAGCACCUCAACGCUUCAGCUACCUGGUUGCCCGAUCUUACAUCGGGUGAGAAGCGAACGACGGCGGACGGCGGCGAUGCGUGGCGAGCUUUUGCCUUUGCACCCGUCCUGGCCUAUGACUGGAUCUUUCUAGGGGAGCGCACCAAGCUGACGCCUGUUUCGUCGGCCCGAGUGACCGCUGUGGUCCCUUCGGCUGACUGCCUGGUGGUACACCUGGCACCGGGCUCACCGGCCGACUGGAUCUUUGACGUCGUUUAUCCCAACAGCACGCUGGUCCGGGGCAUGUUUUAUAGUUCCGAGAAAACUACUCCAGGUCGUGGUGCAUCUGGUCACAACAGCUGUUGUAAUUUACUGUUUUGCUCCAGCUUUUGUGAAGCCUCUGAAAAACCACUCAGCAUGAAGGCCUUCUGUGGACCCAAGUGCUCGCACUGCUGCUUUGUGCUCGGCAUCUGGGGCAUCAUCAUGCUGCUGAUUCUCGGCGGCCUUUUCAACGCCCACAGCAGAGCUCUGGUGACCGACGCUGGAGGUAACACGUUCAAAGACAUGGAGGAUGCCGGAACGCAAUGCUUCAUCGCAGCGGGCGUGUACGUGGCCACAACUCUUAUCAGCUUCUGGCAAAUGCGCCUCAACAAGGGUGCUUCAAGUGAUAUCUCUGCCGAAGAGCUCGAGUAUGCCAACUACUAAGCUGGCUGAUGCAUGUCUCCGCCUGGCCUCUCGUCCAUCGCCCCCUUUCUUGUCUCUCUAGCCUCUUUGUCUUUUGUGCGCUCUCCUUGCCCGCCCUGCUUCGUGGUCGACUUGCGCCCUCAGGCGGAGCGAUUGGUGUAGUCUUUCUUGUGGUCCGCGCUUUGCACCACCUCUGUGUUCACCACACCAACACAUUGUCUUUUUAUCCUUCUUCAGUCAACAGCUCGUCUGCACGCAUGCCCAAGGGUCCCGCUCAGGUAGCCUUCCUUUCUUCGUCUAACCUUGUUCUCUUCUUUUCUUUUCUUUUCUUUUCUUUUCGAGUGGGUGUGUAUUUUGAAUUUACUUGUCUGCCACCUUGGCUUCCUGGCACAUCUCCGCGCACCUGUUGGCAUGAUGGUGUCUGGGCCUUGCUUUUUAUCCAAGAAGACGAUUCGCCCGUGAAACUUUCGUCAUGAUCGUUUUACCAAUUGUACGCCCACCAGGAA
This is a messenger RNA of Monosiga brevicollis MX1, 2909 nucleotides long. RefSeq lists its product as uncharacterized. Gene Ontology annotation, molecular function: RNA endonuclease activity. The record is from RefSeq and is a predicted model, not a curated record. Bases 1 to 2424 code for a protein of 807 amino acids. The transcript has 8 exons. NCBI's taxonomy places the organism in Eukaryota, Choanoflagellata, Craspedida, Salpingoecidae.